GGGACACCGCAGAAGGAUGUUGUGAUAAAACCCGAUGCCCCAAGCACGUUGCUCUCGGAGAAACACGCGGACUAUAUAGCUUCGUAUGGAACAAAGAAAGAUGAUUAUGAAUACUGUAUGUCGGAGUAUUUGAGGAUGAGUGGUGUUUACUGGGGGCUGACAGCAAUGGAUCUCAUGGGGCAGCUGCACCGAAUGAACAAAGAAGAAAUUCUGGAAUUCAUCGAAUCAUGUCAACAUGAAUGUGGUGGAAUAAGUGCCAGCACAGGUCAUGAUCCUCAUCUCCUCUAUACCCUCAGUGCUGUCCAGAUUCUUAUCUUGUAUGAUAGUCUACAUGUUGUUGAUGUAAAUAAAAUUGUUGAAUAUAUACAGAGCUUGCAAAAAGAAGAUGGAUCAUUUGCUGGAGACAAAUGGGGAGAAAUAGAUACAAGGUUCUCCUUCUGUGCUGCAGCAACUCUUGCACUUCUGGGAAGGCUGGAUGCUAUUGAUGUGGGAAAAGCAGUAGAAUUCGUUUUGUCCUGUAUGAACUUUGAUGGAGGAUUUGGUUGUAGACCAGGUUCCGAAUCGCAUGCAGGACAGAUCUAUUGUUGCACAGGAUUCCUGGCUAUAACAGACCAGUUGCAUCAAAUAAAUGUUGACUUGCUGGGUUGGUGGCUUUGUGAGCGUCAGUUACCUUCCGGAGGUCUCAAUGGACGACCAGAGAAGUUACCUGAUGUAUGUUAUUCAUGGUGGGUGCUAGCAUCUUUGAAGAUGAUUGGUAGAUUACACUGGAUUGACAGAGAGAAGCUGCGCUGCUUUAUUUUGGCUUGCCAGGAUGAGGAGACGGGAGGAUUUGCUGACAGACCAGGAGAUAUGGUGGAUCCAUUUCACACCCUGUUUGGAAUUGCUGGACUAUCUUUAUUAGGAGAAGAACAAAUCAAGGCAGUCAAUCCUGUCUUUUGUAUGCCAGAAGAUGUCCUUCAAAGAAUAAAUGUACAGCCUGAGCUUGUAAACUAAGCCUUGUAGAGACAAAAGGUUGAUAUGUCCACUUGCUUUGGUUUUUACUGAUUUUAAGCAAUCUCAUCUCUGAAACUGUUAGCAUAUUCUUCUUUGAGAUGUUUACAUUGCAAACGUAAAGCAAUAGCUUUACUGUCAGCUUUGUCACUUCAUAAACUGUAUCAGAACAGGCCGCUUCUAAUGAUCUGAGUGUAACAUGUUCUUUGGUUGUAUAUAAGAGAUGUAGAAACACUUCUAUUGUGUAUCUAAAUAUGUGGGG
Nestor notabilis (Kea) is the source of this 1252-nucleotide messenger RNA. RefSeq names its product Rab geranylgeranyltransferase, beta subunit (gene RABGGTB). Gene Ontology annotation, molecular function: Rab geranylgeranyltransferase activity. Gene Ontology annotation, cellular component: Rab-protein geranylgeranyltransferase complex. Gene Ontology annotation, biological process: protein geranylgeranylation. The record is from RefSeq and is a predicted model, not a curated record. NCBI's taxonomy places the organism in Eukaryota, Metazoa, Chordata, Aves, Psittaciformes, Psittacidae. The annotation marks the transcript as partial. The transcript has 8 exons.